UAAUUUGAGCAAACACCCGACAAUGUCUGGAAUUUUCAUAGUAGCUGCUAAAAGGACUCCAUUCGGAAAGUUCGGCGGUUCUCUUAAAAAGAAGACUAUAACUGACCUAUCUGAAAUCGCUCUCAAAGCUGCCCUCGCUCAAGCAGGUUUAUCAGCUGAACACGUCAGUUCUACAGUAGUCGGUAACGUCUGCCCCGUCACCUCCAAAGAAGGCAUUUACUCCGCAAGACAUACCGCUCUGAGAUGUGGGGUGCCACUUGAACGUCCUGCCUACAUGAUCAACAGACUCUGUGGCAGUGGCUUCCAGUCUGUGGUCAACGCCGCUCAGGAAAUCAUGCUGGGUGACUCCAGCAUAGUAGCAGCAGGAGGGGUAGAGAACAUGUCACAGUACCCUUACGUUAUCAGAGAUGCUAGAUUUGGCAUUCCAUUCGGUACCGUACCUCCUCUAGAAGACUCUCUGUGGGGCGGACUUGAGGACCAGCACGUUAAGAUGCCGAUGGCUAUCACAGCUGAGAACCUAGCUGAUAUGCAUGGUAUCACCCGGGAAGAGUGUGAUGCCUACGCUAUACAGUCUCAACAGAGAUGGGGCGCGGCCCAGCAAGCUGGCAGAUUCGCCGAAGAGAUAGUUCCUAUCCCCAUGAAGACAAAGAAAGGAGUUGUAGAGCUGACAGUUGACGAGCACCCAAGACCUGAUGUCACCCCUGCUGGCAUGGCUAAACUUCCACCUGUUUUCAAGAAGAACGGUGUCGUUACUGCUGCCAAUGCUUCAGGUAUUUGUGAUGGUGCUGGUAUGUUAAUCGUCGCGUCCGAGGCAGCAUGUAACGAACACGGCUUGACCCCCCUUGCUCGACUUGUUAACUACAGUGUAGCCGGAGUGUGCCCCACAGUAAUGGGCCGUGGACCUACACCCGCUAUUGAACAAGUCCUAGACAAGUCUGGACUCUCCCUCAGCGAUAUCGGACUUGUUGAUGUGAAUGAAGCGUUUGCCGCUCAGUUCCUAGCUGUCUCUAAGGAGUUGGGUCUAGAUAACGAGAUAUCUAACGUUAACGGAGGAGCCAUCGCUAUCGGCCAUCCUCUUGCUGCUUCAGGCUCAAGAAUAACAGCUAACCUUAUCUACGAAAUGCGGCACAGGAAUGUUCAGUACGGUAUUGGUAGUGCGUGCAUUGGUGGUGGACAGGGUAUUGCUCUACUCUUGGAGAAAUGCUAGAGUCGGAGGAAUUUAGAACCUGUAUACAAAUACAAUGAAAUAGAUGUUGAAACCAGACUGAAUUGUAUUGUCUUUUUCGAUUGUAGAUUGUCAUGGAGUUCCCGGCUAAAUUUAAUUAGACCCUAAUUCUUAUCAGAUUGUAAAUUAGUUACAUAUUAAAUAUUACUUGAUUUGUUACUUUGAUUUUUACGAAGUUAGAAUAAUUUAGCUUAAAUUUGUUUUCGGGUUUGCGGAUUUCUUUUCAUAAUUUAUUGGAUUUUCCCAACUUCUUUGAAUAACAAAUCAGAGAAUAAUAUAUUGACGCUAAGAUCUGUUUGUAUCUAUUAUCGAAAUUGUUACAAAAUUGGAA
Bolinopsis microptera is the source of this 1556-nucleotide messenger RNA. RefSeq names its product 3-ketoacyl-CoA thiolase, mitochondrial-like. NCBI's taxonomy places the organism in Eukaryota, Metazoa, Ctenophora, Tentaculata, Lobata, Bolinopsidae. The transcript is spliced from 11 exons. Gene Ontology annotation, molecular function: acyltransferase activity, transferring groups other than amino-acyl groups. The record is from RefSeq and is a predicted model, not a curated record. Gene Ontology annotation, cellular component: mitochondrion. Bases 23 to 1207 code for a protein of 394 amino acids.